AUGCAUGAGUCUCGGUCAGAACCAACAAGCUACAACAUUCAAGCAAGUCAGUCAGAGAACGGAAAUCCUGCUGAGAAUGACGGUCGGCUGAGCCAGACUCCUCCUCCAGAGGCACCCAGGUGCCCAGACAGACUUUUCAAUGGAGACUAUCAGGUCCCAGUGUCAUUGUCCAUGAUGACCCCACCAGCAGAGGCUCCGCAGCAGCUGCAGCAGACACAACAGCAGCAGCAGGUCCUCACUCCUCAGCAGAUCCAAGCUCUGUUCCAGCAACAGAAAGCACUCAUGUUACACCAGCAACAAAUUCAAGAGGUCUUUAAGAAUCAGCAAGAGCAGCUAAACCUGCAGCUGCUGCAGCAGAAGAACGCUGGGAUGGUCAGCCAGGAGCUGACAGCCCAGCAGAUCGCCAUCCAGCAGCAGCUUCUUCAAGUGCAGCAGCAGCAUCUCCUCAACCUGCAGAGGCAGGGCCUGCUGUCUGUGCUGCCCACCAGCCCGCCUGCAGCCCCAGGCAGUGAGAAUGGUAGCAUCCUGUCCUCUGGUGGAGAAACCAGAGAGUCUUCCAUUCAGCAGUCCUCUGCUAAUGGCCACCAAACACUUCUGAAAAGGAAAGACAGUGGGCCAGCGGAGGAGAGCACGCAGAACAGCCAUCCCCUGUAUGGAAACGGCAUGUGUAAAUGGCCGGGAUGUGAGACGGUCUUCGGAGACUUCCAGGCAUUUCUCAAACAUUUGAAUAGUGAACACACACUGGAUGACAAGAGCACGGCACAAUGCCGUGUGCAGAUGCAGGUGGUUCAGCAGCUGGAGCUGCAGCUGAAGAAGGACAAAGAGCGACUGCAGGCGAUGAUGGCUCACCUCAAGUCGUCUGAACCCAAACCUGCCGCGCAGCCCGUGAAUCUGGUGUCUAAUGUGUCUUUCUCCCAGACAACAUUGCCCAAAGGCCCUCCUCCUAUGAGCCUGUCUCAGAGCGCCACGACACCCUCCACGCCCCUGACGCCGCUGUCUGAAUCCCCCUCUGUCCUCACUCCCAAUAGCAUGUUCACUGGAACCCCCGUACGGAGGAGAUAUAGCCGCUCUGUGAGCCAAGACAUAAUCGAUAAUAAGGAGUUCUACCUGAGCACAGAAGUUCGACCUCCAUUUACGUAUGCCUCUCUCAUAAGACAGGCCAUAUUUGAAUCGCCUCGCAAUCAGCUGACGUUAAAUGAAAUCUACAACUGGUUCACGAGAAACUUCGCCUAUUUCAGACGCAACGCCGCCACCUGGAAGAACGCCGUCAGACACAAUCUCAGCCUCCACAAAUGCUUUGUACGUUUGGAGAACGUAAAGGGAGCCGUGUGGACCGUGGACGAGAUCGAGUUCCACAGGCGGCGGCCCCAGAAAGCCGCGGGGAACGGGUCGCUGCUGAAGAACUCCCAGAACCGCCAAGGGUUAUUGGGGUCCGGACUUCAGAGUGGCGGCAUUGAUUGCAGCAGCUCCUUCUACAGCCCGGCCUCCAUGGGCAGCAUCCCGCUGCACUCCCUGCCUCACAUCCUCCAGGAGCAGAUGAACGGAGCGCUGGCCAACGGGUCCGGAUACCAAAGCGACAGCAGCGCGACGCAGUCGCCCCCACAGGCUUUCAUUAAAGAAGAGCAGGAGGACGAGGAGAUAUGUGAGAAUUAUCCCUACGAGUCCCCGGAGAGCACAGAUGAGCACGGCCACAGUCCGGACAUGAACGCCGACGAGGAGCAGUGCAGCCCGGAGAGGCCCAGCCUGCACCUGGACCGCGUGCCUUCCCUCUGACCGCCAGGUCCAAGCAGCCCGGCGCCACUCACAGCUCGUGUGACUCUGUAUUCCAAAACAACAGCUUCAUCUACGUAACCAAACACUCUGUUCUUGGGGAUUUUGUUUUUCUUCUUUUUUUAGUUUUGUUUUGUAUUUAUCAGCAUUUUCCUUUAUUUUUUGUUAUUAAUCUUGCUCUCCAUUCUUUUUUGUACAGUUGCGUGAAAUCACACACACAAAAGAAAAAUCAGAACACAUACGUGAAGAUGUCUGCUUGUGAUUUUUACUUCUUCUUUUUUUUUUUUUUCCUCAUUUUUCUAUGAAUUUACACAAAAGGACCAUGAUGAGAAGCCAAAGUAAAGGGAACACUGAUAGUUAGCACUUCACAAUGGAAGUAUCCCCCUCUUCUCUGCGGGGGGCCACACUACCUACUUUUAUUUUAGUAGUCAUAAUAUAUAUAUUAAAUAAAAUAAAAAAAUUAAUAAAAAUCUUAGAGGAGGUAAAGAAGUGAGUUGCUUUAAAAAUGAAGAUGUUCACUGCCAACAUGAUCUGAUAUAUUUGUAUUUAAAGGUAUAAUCAAUUGAUGAAGAGAAUCUGUAGCUUCUUUCUACUUGUUGGUCUUUUUCACCCCUCCCAUGGACAUUUGCUGAAAUUCGCUCUAACUGAGCUUGUAAAAGUAGAUACUAUAGAUUAACAUUAUUGUAAACCAAUGCAUCUCUAUAAAUAAUAAAUUCCUCAUGAUAUAUGUUAA
Salarias fasciatus (jewelled blenny) is the source of this 2503-nucleotide messenger RNA. Its product is annotated as forkhead box protein P1-B-like. The record is from RefSeq and is a predicted model, not a curated record. Gene Ontology annotation, biological process: regulation of transcription by RNA polymerase II. The transcript has 16 exons. The coding region runs from base 1 to 1773 and encodes 590 amino acids. Gene Ontology annotation, cellular component: nucleus. Gene Ontology annotation, molecular function: DNA-binding transcription repressor activity, RNA polymerase II-specific; RNA polymerase II cis-regulatory region sequence-specific DNA binding. NCBI's taxonomy places the organism in Eukaryota, Metazoa, Chordata, Actinopteri, Blenniiformes, Blenniidae.